Lipotes vexillifer (Yangtze River dolphin) is the source of this 1695-nucleotide messenger RNA. RefSeq names its product NMDA receptor synaptonuclear signaling and neuronal migration factor (gene NSMF). Gene Ontology annotation, biological process: regulation of neuronal synaptic plasticity; regulation of neuron migration. The transcript has 14 exons. Lineage: Eukaryota; Metazoa; Chordata; Mammalia; Artiodactyla; Lipotidae. The record is from RefSeq and is a predicted model, not a curated record. The coding region runs from base 93 to 1616 and encodes 507 amino acids.
GAGCCCGAUCUCCGGCGCGGCGCGGCUCCCCCGACGGAGGCGACGGGCGCGGGGCGCGCUCUGAGGCCUGGGGAUGCGCCGCCGCCUCGACCAUGGGCGCCGUCGCCUCCCGGAGGAGGGCGCUGCGGAGCGAGGCCAUGUCCUCGGUGGCGGCCAAAGUGCGAGCAGCCCGAGCGUUUGGCGAGUACCUGUCCCAGAGUCACCCCGAGAAUCGAAACGGUGCAGACCACCUGCUGGCUGACGCCUACUCUGGCCACGACGGGUCCCCCGAGAUGCAGCCUGCCCCCCAGAACAAGCGCCGCCUCUCCCUCAUCUCCAACGGCCGCUAUGAGGGCAGCCUCCCAGAGGAGGCCGUCAGUGGAAAGCCAGCCGGCGAGGGCCCCCAGCCCCGUGUGUAUACCAUCUCCGGGGAGCCGGCCCUGCUCCCCAGCCCGGAGGCCGAGGCCAUCGAGCUGGCUGUGGUGAAGGGGCGGCAGCAGCGGGAGCGGCACCCCCGCCACCAUAGCCAGCCCCUGCGCACCAGCCCGGGCGGCAGUUGUGAGGACGUCAGCAGACCCUGCCAGAGCUGGGCGGGCAGCCGCCAGGGCUCCAGGGAAUGUCCCGGAUGUGCCCAGCUUGCCCCCAGUCCUUCCCCUCAGGCCUUUGGGCUGGACCAACCGCCUCUGCCUGAGGCCACCAGCCGCCGCCAGAAGCUGGAGAGGAUGUACAGCGUUGACCGCGUGUCUGAUGACAUCCCCAUCCGUACCUGGUUCCCCAAGGAAAACCUCUUCAGUUUCCAGACAGCAACCACAACUAUGCAAGCGAACUUCCGCAAACACCUGCGCAUGGUCGGCAGCCGGCGGGUGAAGGCCCAGACGUUCGCUGAGCGGCGCGAGCGGAGCUUCAGCCGGUCCUGGAGCGACCCCACCCCCAUGAAAGCCGACACCUCCCACGACUCCCGAGACAGUAGUGACCUGCAGAGCUCGCAUUGCACCUUGGGCGAGGCCUUUGAGGACCUGGACUGGGAGACGGAGAGGGGCCUGGAGGCUGUAGCCUGUGACACUGAGGGCUUCGUGCCACCCAAGGUCAUGCUCAUCUCCUCUAAAGUGCCCAAAGCUGAGUACAUCCCCACCAUCCUCCGCAGGGACGACCCCUCCAUCAUUCCCAUUCUCUACGACCACGAGCACGCCACCUUUGAGGACAUUCUGGAGGAGAUCGAGAAGAAGCUGAACGGCUACCACAAGGGGGCCAGAAUCUGGAAGAUGCUGAUUUUCUGCCAGGGCGGCCCAGGACACCUGUACUUGCUCAAGAACAAGGUGGCCACCUUUGCCAAAGUGGAGAAAGAAGAGGACAUGAUCCACUUCUGGAAACGGUUGAGCCACUUGAUGAGCAAAGUGAACCCGGAGCCGAACGUCAUCCACGUCAUGGGCUGCUACGUCCUGGGGAACCCCAACGGGGAGAAGCUGUUCCAGAACCUCAGGACCCUCAUGACCCCUUACAGGGUCACCUUCGAGUCCCCCCUGGAGCUGUCAGCCCAAGGGAAGCAGAUGAUCGAGACCUACUUUGACUUCCGGCUGUACCGCCUGUGGAAAAGCCGCCAGCACUCGAAGCUGCUGGACUUUGAGGACGUUCUGUGAGGGGCAGGUCCACCACCCGGCCGCUUCCUCGGACCAGCGACGGGGGCUGGGCCGCUGUGUGCUGCCCAGUACCAUGUGG